AUGCCCGCUGAGGUUAUUUUGAUGUUUGAUGCUGCAGGGGUUCUUACGACUUCUCCCUAUCCAGCGACGCGGCGACUUGCAGAGACGUUGAUGCGGUGCGUCUUUGAGCGUGCGGGGGCGCACCACGUGGCGUUUGUGGGCAACGGCUCCCCCGCACUGCUGGCGCAGAACUACUCCAACCUCUACUCUCUCAUUCGAAACUUCACGGAGAAGGUGCGGGGCACACGGUGCGCCUUCGAGCGACUGGAGCUGGGCGAGAUCAACCGUGUACAGUUCGUUCCGUUGUACCACGCGGAGAUGGACUUUAUGUUGACAGCGCUCUCCAAGCAAAACAUGGAGGAGCUGGAGUCCCUGCAAAUCAUGCACCCCACACGCGUGGCGCCCAUACGGAACCGCUACCCACUCCUUGCGGACCCACUGGUGCAGGAGCUGCUGCGGGAGCUGAUGGACCCCGAGGCGUACUUGUGCACAAUCGAGAAGGUGACCCCCAGACGCAAUGUGUUGAACCUUUUGCACUACCUGCGUAUGAAGAGUCAGCAAGAGAUUCGCCUUGUGGUGGUGACAAACACAUGGGAGGUGGAGGGGCAGUACGCGCGCAUGAGUAAGGCGAUGUUGCACAGCAUGAGCGAGAUGAAGUGGUCCAACUUUCCCACCACCUGCCCGAUUGACUACGGCGGCGGCAAAGGAAGGUCUUCGUUCGUCAUCAAUGGCCUCUUUGAUUCCUUUGUGCAGAGUUACACCUUUCACAAACGCAAGCCGUUUCCCGACAUCUUUUACCACGCCAUUGAGGAGACAAUGAAAAGCCGCAUGCUGUCCAGAGAAUCCUUCGCGUAUGACGUCAAGCCGCACAUCUUCUUGUUUGAUGACGUCCUUGAGAACUGCGAAACCGCCCGCCAUCUUUCGGACAGCCCCUUUGAGAGGGUCUACUACGUUGAGAAUGGAGCGUAUGACGUGUACGAGGAUGUGCUGAGUGCACUGAAUACGGUGGGUGAAGUCGAUCCUUUUUGGGCAGAUGUGGCGGCGGGGGUGCAAAAGGAAAUGGCGCCGUUUUUUAAACCACCACGUGACGCAAAUGGAAACCCGACGUCGUGGAUCAACGAGGAGAUGAAUGACUACAACUCCAAUCUACUAUUUCUGCCUCCACCGUUCUGCUAUGCCUGUGAGCCACGUGGAUUGUUUGAGCCCAAAAAGUUUCUUGACGAGGAUGAUAAGGACGCCAUCCUUUUCUACUGCGCACAGCACCUGCCACAGCUAUUUCCCCUUGAGAUUCCUAGCACUCACACGGAGAAUUUGCAGCUUAUGCGCAAGCCAGGCUUUGCUACUUCUUGUGGUCCCAUUGUUUUUGAGCCGAUGCGGGGAAUUGGGUUCUUCAAGACGUACCGCAUCACCCUUCGCACUGGCAGUUACGUGCUGCGUGUGCAACCCCGUGGACCUGUGCCGCACGGAACCCUUGACAUCCGCACGGAGUAUGAGAUGAUGCGGUACCUGUACCACAAUUCCGAUGUCCCCAUUGCGAAGUGUUUACUCUACUGUGAUUCCUAUGCAGCGUGUGGUCAUCGAUUCUCGCUGCGUCGCUUUGUUGAGGGAGAGGUCAUUACUGACAUGCGGAAGCUCACUCAACCUCGAAUUCAACGCCCGUAUUCGUUGCGUCGCCAACACAUCAACGUUGAGCUCAACCCCAACCUCUUCUUCAUGAAGGCGGUGGAGAUGCUGUCUCGAAUUCACGCGACGCCGCCACCCCGCUUUCUCUCCCGGACGAGAGCGGAACGCAUCAGUAGCGCCAGUGCUACAGGCAGCCCUGUCCACCCGCUAAUAGAGAUUAUAAAGGACUUGGUGGUGCAGUACAAGGCUGUGGUGGGCACUGCAAAGCUACCGGAUGGCUCAUAUGUGCUUCACUCCAAGAAAGUGGAGCUCUUAUCAAAGGCGCUACUGGACCGCUUUGACGAAACACGGCUGGGGAAUACGUCGAUCCCGUUCCCGGAGCAGCUUGUGCUGAUACACGGCGACUACAAGUUGCGAGAUCUUCUCUUCUCCUACCGCUCCUUUGAGGGCAGGCACAAAUACCCGGCGCAAAUUAUCGGAGUGAUGAAUUUUACCUCCGUUGCCACAGGUGACCCAUUGGUUGACGUGGCCAGUUUGGCUCUUACAGCAUUGCUUCCGCGUCCGGCUGGCAUUUGUGAUAUGCCAAUGAAAAUGCGGUCAUUGUUUCCCACACCAGGGUGGAUACUGGACAGGUACUGCUGCGCCCGUGGGUACAUGCAGACGAUUACCAAAAAGAAGCGAGAGGCCAUUUUUGCCGUGUAUCUUGCCACCGCGUGCCUCCGGUACGCCGUCAACACGUUAUCUGACCUUGGCGAGAUAUUUCAGGUGUAUGACUGUAUUCCGCUGGCGGAGUCAAGGAACUUGUCACUCGCUGAGCAGGUGUUGCAACAAGGGCUUCUUGUGAUGGGAAAACGUCCCUCCCGGCUCUAA
This is a messenger RNA of Trypanosoma conorhini, 2472 nucleotides long. Its product is annotated as transferase. The coding region runs from base 1 to 2472 and encodes 823 amino acids. The record is from RefSeq and is a predicted model, not a curated record. Lineage: Eukaryota; Euglenozoa; Kinetoplastea; Trypanosomatida; Trypanosomatidae. The transcript has a single exon.